AUGCUACACACGUCACGAUUCGGUAUGGAGCGCGAUCUGCGAGCUGGAGAAUCAUCGCUUGUGACACGCACCUCGAUCCCUGCCGUCUAUCCGUCUACCCUUGCCGUCUAUCCGUCUAUCUUUGCCGUCUGUCCGUCUCAACCUCCGACCAUGGCUGACACGCACAAGCCCUAUCGCGUUCUGGAGAGAGGCGAUAUUUUCUUCUUUUACCGCCCUAGAGUGAAUCGCGAGGAGGCGCAUAGCGUGGAUGAAGUGCAGCGCUUCUACAUGCUGCUCCGCCCGCUGGACAGCGGUGAGCGCGCGGAUGGCGGGGGGAAGGCGGAGGAGGCUGAGGGAAAGGCGGAAGAGGCGGAGGGAAAGGCGGAGGAAGAGCAGGUGGGGCAGGCUCUAGGGGUGAAGGAGGAGGGAGGCGAGGCAGCGAACAAGGAAGUGGCGGGGCAUGGAGAUGCAAGGAAGAGGGCCCGGGGAGACGGUGAGGGGGAUGAUGCGGGAGGGGCAGAGGAGGAGGGGCUUAGGAGGAAGCAGGUGAAGCAAGAGGCGGUGGAGGAGGCGGAGGUGGCAAAAGGGGAGGAGGGGGAGGGAGAGGGCGAGGGUAAGCAGGGCAAGCGAGAGGACGAGAAAAAGGAGGAGAAACCGAAGCAGGAGGAGGAGGAGGAAAAGGGCGUGGCAAGGGGGGCAGGAGGCAAUAGCGGGGCAGAGGAGAGGGCGGGGGAGGAAGGGGUGACGGACGAAAGGCCCCCUCUGCGCCUGCUGGUGGUGGGGCGCAAGCUGCUGCCCACCCUCUCGCACCGCUCUCGACCGCACUGGGGCUAUGUGGAUGCCGUGUCACCCCACGUGAAGGACAUCAGGGCAGCUCUUGAAGGAGACACCUACGAGACCAAGACACGUGGCACACAGCAUGUGGCAGCAGCGCGGGCAGCAGCAGCAGGCAGGUACCUGAUUGUGAGCCACGUGCCUGGUGCAAUAGUAAGCACCCGCAGCAGCAGGAAGAGCCACACCCACCUGGUGUACUCGCUCCGGUGGCCCGAGACACAGGGCAGAGCGGAACAGGCAGGAGGCAAAGAGAAGGGGGUCAGUAGCAAGGGGAACCAAGCCAAGGGUGCAGAGCAGGUGAAGGAGGAGCAGGUGGAGGAGCAGCAGGGGGGGGAGAAGGGUGAGGAGGAAGGGGAGCAGGAGAGUCCACAGAAGGCGUUCAACAUAGAGAGGGAAGCUUCGUACGUGCUGCAGGUGAAGAACCCCCAGGCGCCCAGCAGGCCGCCCUACCUGGCACGCCCCUCUGUGCGCCUGCACGCCUUCCCCCUGCCGCUGCAGCAGCGCCUUGAUGGGUUGAGAUUCGCCCCCGCGGACCCGCCUGCUUUCUUGGACCACCCGGGGUGCGAGGUGCUGCUCAUUGCGGCUUCGGAUGACUUGACGAGGGAGUUUGGUGGAGAGGUGGAGCGGGAUUUGGCCGCGGGGGAGGGUGAGGGGGGAGAGGGCGAAGGGGAAUUGGGGAGCGGGGAAGAGAGCGGGUAUGGGAGUGGGUGUGAGGGGGACGAGUGGAUGGGGUUUGUGAGGGAGGGUCUGGGGUGGCAGAGUGAGGAGUUGGUGAAGCCUCUGGAGGCAGGGGAGUGGGCGUGA
This is a messenger RNA of Closterium sp. Yama58-4, 1617 nucleotides long. The record is from the annotation of a GenBank genome assembly. Lineage: Eukaryota; Viridiplantae; Streptophyta; Zygnematophyceae; Desmidiales; Closteriaceae.